AUGGCCAGUACACAUGGAGGUCAACCCGUCUCACCUACCAACUAUACCAUCGGACCAUAUGAUCAGAACAACGGUGAUCCGAAUGGCGGAGAGUCCCUCACGCAAGACCUGAACGUCUACCAGAGUGGAGAUAUAGCGUGGAUGCUCACUGCAACUGCGCUGGUGCUGCUUAUGAUACCUGGUGUAGGCUUCUUCUACUCGGGCCUCGCACGUCGAAAAUCCGCCCUUUCGCUGCUAUGGCUUUCGGUGAUGGCGGCGGGUGUCGUGUCCAUCCAAUGGUUCCUCUGGGGUUAUUCUCUGGUCUAUUCGCGUUCAGCCGGCAGAUUCCUGGGAGACCUUAGCCACAUUGGCUUCCGCAACACUCUUGCUGCGCCCUCUGUUGCAUCACACAGGCUGCCAGACCUCCUCUUCGCAGUAUUCCAAGGAAUGUUUGCUGCGGUCACGGUGGCUUUGGCCGUGGGAGCAGUGGCCGAGAGAGGGAGAUUGCUGCCUUGCGUGGUGUUCAUGUUUGUCUGGACAACUGUCAUAUACGAUCCAAUUGCUUGCUGGACAUGGAAUCCACAUGGAUGGAGCUUUCGAACUGGUGUACUGGAUUUCGCGGGGGGAACGCCGGUCCAUAUCACGUCUGGUGCGGCUGCAUUGGCAUAUUCACUCAUGCUCGGCAAGCGACGGGGACACGGAACCCACGAGCUAAAUUACCGACCUCACAAUGUUGCCAGCAUCGUCUUGGGUACCAUAUUUCUGUGGUUCGGAUGGUUUGGAUUCAACGCGGGUUCAGCACUCUCUGCUAACAUGAGAGCUGUGAUGGCCGCAGUGGUGACUAAUCUUUCUGCCUCGGCGGGUGGCGUGACAUGGUGUCUCAUCGACUACCGACUGGAAAGAAAGUUUUCAACGGUAGGCUUCUGCUCGGGUGUCGUUGCCGGACUGGUCUGUAUUACUCCGGGUUCAGGAUAUGUUCCUGCGUGGGCGGCUGUUGUGUUUGGUGUGGUCGGUGCGGCAGCUACGAACUAUGGAACGAAAUUGAAAUAUUACAUGCGUAUCGAUGACAGUCUUGAUAUAUUCAGCAUUCACUGCAUUGGAGGCUUGGUGGGCAAUCUUCUCACUGGUCUCUUCGCAGCCGACUAUAUCGCAGGUCUCGAUGGCACCACCGACAUACGUGGUGGCUGGCUCAACCACAAUUACAAGCAAAUUCUCUACCAGCUGGCGGAUUCAGCGGCAGGCUUGGCAUAUUCAUUUGUGGGUACCUGCCUUAUUCUGCUGCUCAUUAAUUUCAUUCCGGGACUAUAUCUCCGAGCCCCUGAAGAGGAUGAAAUUAUGGGCAUGGAUGAUACAGAGAUUGGGGAGUUCGCUUAUGAUUACGUCGAGCUGUUGAGAGAUGUUGUGCAUGGAGUAGAGGAUGACACCAGUUCGGCAUUACCGAUGCUGUCCAUGUCUCUUUCGCGCGAGAAGCACAUUUAUACGAGUGACGGUAGCAGACCUUACAGAGCGAUCGAGCUCGAGGGUGAACCUGUACCGCAUUCCGAAUGA
Molecule: messenger RNA, 1527 nt
Organism: Endocarpon pusillum Z07020
Lineage: Eukaryota; Fungi; Ascomycota; Eurotiomycetes; Verrucariales; Verrucariaceae
Product: Ammonium transporter 1
Exons: 4
Coding region: 1-1527 (508 amino acids)
Biological process (GO): ammonium transmembrane transport
Cellular component (GO): plasma membrane
Molecular function (GO): ammonium channel activity
Source: RefSeq, a predicted model, not a curated record